AUGGCAGGUAACAAAAGAUCAAGCCAAACAAGUCCGGUAGGAAGUCCAACAUCCGGAAACAUCUCCGACAGUUCAUCCUCAAAAGAACAAGACAGGUUCCUCCCAAUCGCUAACGUGAGCCGCAUAAUGAAGAGAGCAUUACCCGCAAACGCUAAAAUCUCAAAAGAAGCAAAAGAAACCGUUCAAGAAUGUGUCUCUGAGUUCAUAAGUUUCAUAACCGGUGAAGCUUCUGAUAAGUGUCAACGAGAGAAGAGAAAAACGAUUAACGGUGACGAUCUUCUUUGGGCUAUGACAACACUUGGUUUUGAAAACUACGUUGGUCCUUUGAAAGUUUAUCUUAAUAACUAUAGAGAAACUGAAGGAGAAAAGAGUAAUUCUUUGUCAUCAUCUAUGGCUACUACUAAACAAGAUGAUUAUUAUAAUCAUGAUCAUGGUUCUUCAAAUGGUGGAUUUUAUUCUCAAGUUGUUAAUGAUAAUGGUUCAAAGAGGUUUCAAGAGAUUGUGGAUUAUAGAGUGAUUGGUCAAAGUGGUGGUGGUGGUGAAGAAACAGAAAAUAAUGCAAUUGCAAGUGGUAAUAGAAUUAUGCCACCAAACCUACGUUAUAGGGUUGAAUGGUAG
This is a messenger RNA of Lathyrus sativus (Indian pea), 618 nucleotides long. Lineage: Eukaryota; Viridiplantae; Streptophyta; Magnoliopsida; Fabales; Fabaceae. The record is from the annotation of a GenBank genome assembly.